AUGGCCCCAUCUCUGAAAUCCGAUGCUGAAUCCUCGCCCUUUGUGAGCGCAAAGCAACCGAAUUUGGAUAUCAGCCUCCAAGAUUAUCUUGAACUGUCAAAGGUUGUCUUUGACUGGGCUGAUAGCUACGACUCCAAGGAUUGGGAACGCCUUAGGGACAUCAUUGCUCCUACUUUGACUGUUGAUUAUACCCAAAUCGCCCUUGGUCGCUGGGACUCGAUGGACGCCGAAGAUUACAUGGCUAUGGUGACAGACCCAGGUUUCCUAGGAGAUCCAGCCAUUAAGACUCAACACCUUCUCGGUGCUACUUGGUGGGAAAAAGUUUCAGACACCGAAGUCAUCGGUCACCACCAGUUGCGUGCCGCCCAUCAGGUUUACACCGACGGAAAUCUGAAGACGGUCAAGCUCAAGGGACAUAGCCAUGCAACAAACGAGCAUUACUAUCGCAAAAUAAAUGGUGUUUGGAAAUUUGCAGGCCUGAAGCCGACCGUCAGAUGGAACGAGGACCGAUUCGAAGAAGUUUUCCAAGCUUCAAGUCUCGUCGUGGCAGCCUUGCCGUCACUGACUCUGGCCACCAACAAACCCGGUUUCCAGCGUUACGCGUCCGACGUUUACACUGUAUAUCAGUUUCCUGACAACGGUUCUUGGAUUUCGAACAUCGUUAGCCGUCCAAACAACGACCUGGUGAUCACUCGGACUGAUGUGCCUGAAGUAUGGGCCGUCAACGUCGACGAAUGCACGGCGGAUCAAGUUGCAACUAUUCCAGAUGUGGGCAGCGUGAUUGGUCUAUCACGACUUGACGAUGAUGUUUAUGCUGUGACUGCGGGUAAUUUGGACACUGCCACACUCAAACCGGAGCCUGGCUCCUUUUCAGUCUGGAAAGUGCAGCUGGAUUCAAACAAUGACGGCUCAGCAAGCUUAAUCGCGAAGAUUCCAGAGGCCCAAUUUCUCCAUGGCAUACAUACUUUCCAGAAACGACGAAACUCAACCCUUGUCCUGAUUGCAGAUGCUGGCCAAGGUGCUAUCUACAAAUUGGACACCGUUUCGGGCGACUACUCGAUCACCAUACAAGAUCAUGCUUUAGCUGGAGUCAACAAUUUACAAUCUCACGAUGAAUACUUAUACUUUACGGCUACCCAAAACAAGGUCUUUGGACGGGUGCCCGUCGACCUAGAAGAAGGAACAGCUACUGGGCCGGUCGAGAUCCUUUUCAAUGACCAGACUUUGAUACCUGAUGGAUUUUCUUUGACACCAGAUGGAAGUGUGGCAUAUAUGGCAACUUUGGGACAGAAUUCGGUCGUCGCGGUAGACCUUGAAGAUGAAGAUUACCCAAGGAAGACGAUUGAGGGAGGUAUCAACUCUACCCUUAUUGCUGGACCCACGACAGUUCUCUUCAUGCAGAAUGGAAAAUACCCUACCUUGUAUGUUCCGACGAAUGGUGGUCAGACCGCUCCUGUUAAUGGAGUAUUUUCUGAGCCAGCUAAGAUUGUUGUCGGUGCACCCAAUGGUCAACAACGGGAAAUGAUCUUUGUCAAUGGUCAAUUUCCGGGACCUCCUCUUGUCGUUGACGAGGGAGAUGAUGUUACGGUGACAGUGAAUAACUACCUGCCAUUCAACACUACAGUACAUUUUCAUGGAAUUGAACAAAAACACACGGCGUGGUCAGACGGCGUGCCCGGCCUCACGCAAUGGGCUAUCCAGUCCAACUAUACAUUCGACUACCAGUGGCACGCGACGCAAUAUGGAACAUAUUGGUACCAUUCUCAUGAUAUGGCCACCAUUCAAGAUGGACUUUAUGGUGCUAUACAAAUUAGGCCAUCUCCAAAGAGAGAAAACCCAUUUUCGAUGAUUACCAACGAUACGGCAGAACUGGAGAGUAUUCGAAACGCCGAGAAAUAUGCUGAGCUCAUAAUGGUGUCUGACUGGAGUCAAUACACUUCAUUUGAGUAUAUGGAUGCAAUGAAACAAACUGGUUACGAUAUUUUUUGCUCCGACAGCGUCCUCAUCCAAGGAAAAGGUUCUGUCUACUGUCCUGGCGAAGAUGUGUUGGAUUCGCUGGUAAUCCCCUCCGUCAAAGAGGUUCUCAACACCACCGUCACUGACAAAGGAUGCCUUCCUUUUGUUAUCGGCACUCAGGGUCACUGGCCACACGAGCCUGACAAUCUACCCCCUAGGCUUAAUGACGGUUGUGUUGCCAGCGAUGGGCCUACAGCCGUUGUAGAGGUCGACCCUGCUUACGGAUGGGCCAGUCUCAAUUUCAUCGGCGGUGCCAGUGAAAAAGCCCUCGUUGUUUCCAUCGAUGAACAUCCAAUGUGGGUGUAUGAGGUUGAUGGUCGAUAUAUCGAGCCACAGUAUGCGCACACCUUGGAACUGUACAAUGGCGAACGUUACUCUGUUUUUAUCAAACUCGACAAGGAGCCCGCGAACUACAAUAUAACCAUCGCUAACGACGGUGGUAAUCAAAUUGUUGCUGGCUAUGCGACUCUUCGAUAUGCCGGAGGAGAGCACAGCACAAGAGUAUCAACCCCAUACAUUAACUACGGCGGCCAACCGACUUCUUCUGACGUGAUAUCCCUAAACGUUUCCCAUCUCCCACCUUUCCCACCAGUGUAUCCUGCGAAACAGGCCGAUGACUUCUACCUCCUGAACUUGUCCCGUAUUAACUCAUCUUGGGAGUGGUCAUUGGAUGGCACCGGGUUUCUCCCUGCUAACCUUGGCUCCAUGGAGCCCGUCAUCUACAACCCUUCUUCCAGUGAAAUCGCAAAUGCGCUGAAAAUAAACACGCGGAACAAUACCUGGGUUGAUAUUGUCUUCCAGAUUAGCAUUGAAGAUCCAACAGUGACGCCCCUUGAGCCCCCUCACCCAAUUCACAAGCACUCGAACAAGAUGUUCCUUAUCGGCUCCGCACAAGGCACCUUUAACUGGUCAUCCAUUGAUGAAGAGGAAAGCCUGCUCUGGGCUGUGCUUUAUGCCGGAAGCGGCGGCUGGCAGUGCUGUGACCAGCGCCGUCCAUCAUGUGGGCAAUGCCUGAGGGUGAACCAAGAGUGCUAUGGGUAUCGAGAUCCCAAAAUCUUGAGGAUCCAUGAUCACACUCAGGAAGUUUCCAGCAAGGCCAAAGCCAGACGCAAGCCAGUAGUACAUGCGGAACAAUCAACUUCCAUGGUGCCUUUGGUUCCUCAACCUGUUCCGGGUGAUGAGCGAGACAUCUUCUCCUGUUCUGUUGGCUCUUUACAAAGCCAUGGGUUUCUCCCCAUUUUGCCGGAAAUACUGCUUACAGACCCGUCUUGUGCGCUCCAAGCCACAAUCAAGGCUGUAGGGCUAGCAAGCGUAUCGAGAGUCCAGAGGUUGCCUGGGCUAACUCGAUCGACAGGAGAGCAUUACUGCGAAGCCCUGCUUGCUACCAACACUGCCCUGAAAGACCCACUCACAGCAAAGUCCGACUCCACCUUGGCAUCCGUGGUGUUGCUUAGCUUGUAUGAGAUGAUGACAUUUCAGUCUCCGGGUACGAUGCAUAGCUGGUAUAAUCAUGUCCGAGGCGCAUCGAAGCUUCUGGAGCUACGAGGCUUAGAGCAAUUGAAUUCAUACACAGGGCUACAAUUGUUUACACUUGUGCGUUUACAAAAUGCAAUCAGCACCGUUUUCUUUAGACAUUCGAAAUAUGAUGUAUCGGGGGUGAUGGAAUUAUCGAAGGUCGCAAGAGCCAAGCAGGAUGCGCUAUCUCAACCAGUUGAAGAUUUUUACAAUAUACUAAUCCAGCUCAACAAUCUGUCUGCUGAGGUAGAUGCCGCAGAAUUGGAACAUAAUUUACAGGAGAACCUAGGGUUAUUCAUCGAAAAAUCCCUUCACGUUGAUGCUAAUCUAAGGUCAUGGGCUAUUUCGCUGACCCCAUUUUGGCAGUAUGCUGUCGUCGACGAUGACUCGCCUUCUCCCUUGGGCGACCAUACUCAUUUCCCCGCCAUCAAUGGUAAAUACCACGUGUAUCAGAAUGUCAACACUGCCUCCAUGUGGAACCACUAUCGUCAAACACGCAUAGUGGUCAAUGAGAUGGUUAGAUCAAUGUCGUUACGUCUGUGGGAAAUAAACAGGGCAGCAGAAUGCCAGCAGACGAUGAUUCAGUCCAUUGCCAUCAUCCAACAGAUGGCAGAUGAAAUUUGCACCAGCGUUUCGUACUGUUUUCAACAUUUUCUUACGAUCUUUGCGGCCGCACUCCGCCUUCUGUGGCCUUUGUUCAUUGCGGCCAAGUCUAUGGGCACUGGACCGACCACUAGAGAAUGGAUCCUGCUAGUCCUCGAUAGAAUUGGAAAUACGAUGGGUAUUCAGCAAGCGAUUAACAUGGCACAAGUCAUCAGGCUAGGAAUCAAAUUGCCCAUAUUUCCCGGCACCUGGGAACAGGAAAAUGACAUGGAGUAA
Molecule: messenger RNA, 4410 nt
Organism: Talaromyces rugulosus
Lineage: Eukaryota; Fungi; Ascomycota; Eurotiomycetes; Eurotiales; Trichocomaceae
Exons: 14
Coding region: 1-4410 (1469 amino acids)
Biological process (GO): regulation of DNA-templated transcription; melanin metabolic process
Molecular function (GO): zinc ion binding; copper ion binding; DNA-binding transcription factor activity, RNA polymerase II-specific
Source: RefSeq, a predicted model, not a curated record